GGCGGGCGGGGAGUUUUCCGGAGCAGAACAAGCUCAUCUUACCCCCACCCCCUUUCUCCACUCCCGGGGCGCUUCUCCAACCGGUGCCGGGGACACAGAGCCCUGCUCACCCCGGGACCGAUCCCCUGGGUUUCUGCGGGAUAUACCGACCAGGAACCGGCUAUUCGGCCCAACGAGUCCGUGCCAGCAUCAGCCCCGAGACGCUUCGGGCCGAGACCUUUCAUCAGAUCCUAAUGAAGGGACUUGAUGAAGGGUUUCGCCCAAAAUGUCGACUGUUUAAUCCCCGUCAUAGACGCUGCCUGACCUGCUGAGUUUCUCCAGCAUCUUGUGUGUGUUGCUCUGGAUUUCCAGCAUCUGCAGAAUAUCCUGUGUUUUCGAUCAGCCCUUCUUCCAUCUAAUGAGGAGACAGAAACUCACUCCAGAACUACCGUGGGGGACCACCCGGGGUCUCCCUAAGCCAACUGCCCCACGCCCAAACUCCCUUCAUCUUGCCUGAACCCCCGUCCCUCCAAGGUCUCAAUUGUCCCAUCCCACACCGGGGGCUGCGUUAUUUCCCUCCCUCCUUGGCCAUGAGUCCCCGAGUCCAAGGUGUGGGGCUGGUGUCGCCAGCUCCUGUGUGAGCGCCUGGGGUAAAGCAGUGCCGGAGAAAGCACCCGGCAGGAGGCGAUGGCCAAACUCGUCCAGGCCCGGACCAAGUUCCUGCCUCAGGAGUGGAACUUCUCCAACAAGAGCCGUUACAACGAUGCGGAGGUCCAGCGGUCGCGCUCGGAGCGCCUGGUCUUGGAGAGCGAGAGGCUGGUGGAUCAGAUCGAGAGCUCCACCAAGAAAACGCAGCGGGACGUCAACAAAAAGCUCGACCAGAGAAUCGAGGAGGUCACCUUCUGGGAACGGGAGCUGGACAGCAAGCUGGAGGAGCUCUCCAACGCGACUGAGCUGCUGCUGGCCCAGAAGACACGGCUGGAGAAAGCCCUGGACAGCUGCUCGGCCCCUCUCUGCAUCGUGCAGCAGUGUCUCCUGAACCGGGAAAAGCGAGUGGGGAUCGACUUGGUCCAUGACGAGGUGGAACGGGAGCUGCUGAAGGAGGCGGAGGUUUUCCAGGGGGUCAUCGCCCUGCUGAAGCGCACGGCUGAGCAGACCGAGGAACAGCUCAGGUUAAACCGAAUGGCUAAGUUUUACCUGGAGAAGGAUUUGCAAGACAAGGCCACUGCCCUGAAGGUGGACAAGUUCACCGCUAAUCUCACCAACAACUCCCCAGACAUCGACUACUGGUCCAAUGUCAUCAGGACUGAGGGAAGCUCCGUCAGCCCUGAGGAGUGGCAGGAUUUCACCAACAGCAACAUCGUCAAUGCAGACAAGCAGAAAAAUAACUCCACCACCAUGUGCGCCCUCGUCGACAGCAUCUUAUCAGAAACCACUGGCGACAUGCUGAAGCAGGUGGAGAGUGGGAACCGAGCUUUUCGUCGUCGCGUUCAGGAAACGAAAGAUGCUAAAUCGAAACUGGAGAAACAGCUCAGCAAGGUCAUGGAUGAGAUCUGUUCUCAGGAGAAGAACAUCGAGCUGCUGAGGAAGACGAUCAUGGACAAGGAGGGCCCCCUGAAGGUGGCAGAGACCCGCCUGGAAACCAGGACCAAGAGGCCCAAUGUGGAGCUCGUGCGAGACCUGGCCCAGCACCGCCUCGUCAGUGAGGUGCAGGAGAUCACGAGUAAUGUGCAGCGGUUGCGGACAACGCUGGCACAAGCAAAGGCUGAACUACGGGGACUGCGUCGCAAUCAGCUGGCCCUGGAAGAAGAGAUUGAAAUCAAGAGUAACUCUCUUUACAUCGAUGAUGUUCAAUGCAUGAACCUCAGGAACUCCAUCUCCAUCAAUUACUUCUAGAGCAGCACCCCAUCCCCCCAGCGUGGAGAUACGACGGUGUGUACAAACAGAACUAUAACACCAACAGCAGCACCUUUAUUUUAUGCCUUUGUCAGUUUCCUACGCACUUCCCAAAGUAUCUGAACCUUGCCAUCAACAACGCCUUUUCUAAUAAACUACUUGAGAAUUAUUUGUCAUUUUAUCGGCAGUUUUAAAUACAUUUCGUUAUUCAGGGAUUAGAAAUUUGCUUUUUUUAAAAAAAAUCACAAACACACAGUGAAAUGUGUUGCUUCAGUCAACAAUCACAGUCCGAGGAUGCGCUGGGGGCGUUUCUGGUGUCAACAUAGCAAGCCCACAACUUGCUGACUCUAACCUGUACGUCCUUGGACUGUAGGAGAGAACCAGAGCACCCGGAGAACGUUCAAACUCCUUACAGAGCACCCAGAGGAGAACGUUCAAACUCCUUACAGAGCACCCAGAGAACGUUCAAACUCCUUACAGAGCACCCAGAGGAGAACGUUCAAACUCCUUACAGAGCACCCAGAGGAGAACGUACAAACUCCUUACAGAGCACCCAGAGAACGUUCAAAC
This is a messenger RNA of Mobula hypostoma (lesser devil ray), 2445 nucleotides long. It is a transcript of the gene tekt1, whose product is annotated as tektin 1. The record is from RefSeq and is a predicted model, not a curated record. The coding region runs from base 667 to 1875 and encodes 402 amino acids. NCBI's taxonomy places the organism in Eukaryota, Metazoa, Chordata, Chondrichthyes, Myliobatiformes, Myliobatidae. Gene Ontology annotation, biological process: cilium assembly; cilium movement involved in cell motility. The transcript has 8 exons. Gene Ontology annotation, cellular component: nucleus; microtubule cytoskeleton.